UUCUCGCAAUUUCAGUGCGAGUUGUGAGAUUUUGCAAUGUCCGAGUGAAGUCAAACAGGCGAAAUCGAUGCUGUGACCGCGUAGAGUGUCCGUCUGAAAAUGACAUCGAGGAGCAAAAAUGCCGUGCGGAGUUACGAGACCGAGAUCGAAAAGAGUCGGGAGGAGUCCAACUGGAAGAAGGCAAUCGAAUUGGCACUGCAGCUCAAGGCCAGGUCUCCUCAACAUGAAAGCCUCGCACAUUUCCUCAUUGGCGAAGGCAAGUUGGAAGCAUACCUUGAUGAAUGGCCACCCAUCAAGGAGAACAUUGAGAGAGCCCAGAGGGAGCUGUCUGAAGCUCGGGGUUACCUGACAUUAGCUACAGAUGAGGCGGGAAAGAAGGCUGGGGUUGCACUAGAUGCACAUCUUUUACUUGGGAAGCUAAACUUUGCGUGCGGCACGUAUGAUGAUGCUUUGAAGCAUUAUAAGUUAGCAGAACUUGAUACUUUGACCGAAAAAGAGUUGCCAGUGCGCAGUUUGCGCAUAGUGGCGGAGUCGUACGCCAUCAAGGGGCUCUGCUUAGAGCAGACCGCUCUGCCCGGCUCCAGCAGCCGCUUCAAGCAGGCGGAGCGGGAGUCGGAGAUGGUGCGCAGCUUCGAGGUGUCGUCGGAGCUGAGCCUGCUGUACCUGCAGCGCGCGCGCGCGGGCGCCGGCGCCGCGCUGGAGACGGCGCUGCAGCGCGCGCCGCUGCUGCACAUCCGCGCCGGCCGCCUCGGCGCCGCCGUCGACAGGUACCGGGAGAUGCUGACAGCGGUGGAAUCCGUGUCCACGCAGUCGCUGCGGCUCACGCUGGCGCGGCAGCUCGCCGAGGUGCUCAUGAGGGGAGUCACGGGGCAGGUGUACAAAGCGCCGCAGAAGGUGGCCUCCCCGCCGCAGCAGCAGGGCACGCUCACUCGGAGAAGAGAAGAGCACGUGUCCGAGGGACCCUGGAAACCGAAGAAGUACGCGGGCAUCAAUCAGUUCGUGCCGCGGAACGAGUACGAGGAGGUGGUGCUGCUGUUGCUGGUGGGCGAGGCGAUGGCCGUUCGCGACGCCGUGCUGUCGCAGAGCGCCGAGUUCGAGGCGGCGCGCGAGCACGCGCUGCGCAACGCCGUGGCCGUCGUCGACCUGCUGGCGCUGGCCAGCGUGCGCUGGGGGCAGCUGGCGCUCGUCAUUGAGUCGCUGGAGCGCGCCAUGAAGUUCUCGUUCGGCUGCGCGCACGUGUGGCGCCAGCGCGCGCUCGCCACGGCCGCCGCCGCGCGCUGCCCCGCCGCCGCGCCGCCGCCCGCCGCGCCCGCGCCGCUGCUGCCGGGCACGCACGCGUGGAGCGCGCACGUGCGCGCGCUGUGCGUGGCGCGGCGCAGCGGCCCGCUGGUCCCGCGCGACGCCGCGCUGCGGUUGCUGGGCGCCAGUACGUGCUACCGCGCCGGCUGGAUAGAGGAAGGCAUAGAGCUGGCGGACGAGGCGCUGGCGAUAGAAGAGGAACGCGAGGGCUGGUUGCUAGCGCGCUGCUACCUCUACUGCGGCAUCGGCCAUCAGAUGAAGGCGCAGAAAACAAAUUCCCGCGUGGAGAAGGAGUCCGCGAACGAAACGAGCUUGCGGAUGCUGCUGCGGGCGGUGGAGCUGGAUGACAACGACCACUUGGCGUUCUACCACCUGGCGCUGCAGUACAUGCACGUGGGCAUGCUCAACGAGGCUAUGGACGCGACGCGCGCGUGCCUGGGCGCGCGGCCGGAGUGCGGCGGCGGCUUGCGGCUGGCGACCGCGCUGUGGGCGUCGGCGUGCGCGGGCGUGCGCGGCGCGCGGGCGCUGGCGGCGGCGCGCCUGGCGCACCUGCACUACCCCGCCGCCGCGUGGCCGCUGCUCAGCCUGGCCGCGCUGCAGCUCGUGUGGGAGAGCGGAGAGGCCGCUCUCGCCACAGGCAAGGAGCUGCUGAAGCUGCUGCACGGCGCGCCCGACGACGAGCCCGCGCCCUACGCCGAGCUGGACGCGCGCUCCGACUCGCUACACGACGACACGCACAGCAACCGCGACGCCGCCUCGAUCCGCGCGGAGUCGGCGGGCGCGUACCGCAUGGAGCGCGCGCUGUCGGAGGGCGCGUCGUCGCUGUCGGCCCGGAAGCCCAAGUCGCCGCUGGCCGAGCAGAAAGCGCAUGCGUGGCUGCUGCUAGCGGAUUUAUGUUUAAGGUUAGACCGUGUCGGUGCAGCGGCCGGUUGUGUUUCGGAAGCGGCUGCACUAACUCCCUUCAGUCAUCUCGUGUUGUACACGAGAGGCCUCGUGCACGCGGCCGGCGCCGAGUGGGACGAGGCGCGCCAGUGCUUCCAGAACGCGCUGGCGAUACACCCCACGCACCUCGAUAGCUUAGUGCAGCUAGGCGCCACGUACUACUCGCUGGGCUGGCUGCGCCUGGCGGAGCGCACGCUGCGCGAGGCGGGCUCGCUGCAGCCCACGCGCGCCGACACGUGGCGGCGCCUGGCGCUGGUGCUGGCGGCGCUGGGCGAGCCCGCCGCGGCCGCCGACGCCGCCGCCGCCGCGCUGGCGCUGCAGCCGCUGUCCGGCGACCCGCUGCCGCUCUGACGCGAGGAUAUCCACGGUAGUGACUAGCGCGAGCGAGGCGACUGGCGGCACGCGGACGGACACACGAAUAUAUUACACUAAUAUAUUGAUACGGUAUCUGUAAGGAGUGCAUGUGUUGAUAUGACUCGAAGGUUUCAAUCGUAGAUAUGCAAAACCACUAAAAUUACCCUCCGACGCCAUAUCAACUUGACACUGUUCCAAAUGAAAGCAUUGGAAAGGCACGGGUCUCCUCUCGGAAUAGGCCGUAGGCUGAAGUCCGCCAUACUGGCCAAGUGCGGAUUGAUAUUUAUACAAGUUUUCGUUUACCGUUAUAGCAAGGCGAUCCAACUUAGCCUACCGUCAAGUCCUAACCUCUAGGCGAACAUAAAGCUCAAAUUCCAGCCUAAUCAGUGUUGAGUCCAUCAUGGCGCGUCAAGGACACAAACUUCCAUUAGAUUGUCUGUGCCUAAAAAUGUCAGCUUACAUUUUGCCCUAUUUAAAGCGACAACAUGAGUAAUUGUAGUUUUUUUUUAGUAAUUUUUAUUAUAAUUCCUUGGACAUUCGUAUUCCAAGUGUAUUUUUCUUACCUGUCUUAU
Pararge aegeria (speckled wood butterfly) is the source of this 3167-nucleotide messenger RNA. It is a transcript of the gene Ttc7, whose product is annotated as tetratricopeptide repeat protein 7B. The transcript is spliced from 18 exons. Lineage: Eukaryota; Metazoa; Arthropoda; Insecta; Lepidoptera; Nymphalidae. Bases 100 to 2592 code for a protein of 830 amino acids. Gene Ontology annotation, cellular component: plasma membrane. Gene Ontology annotation, molecular function: protein binding. Gene Ontology annotation, biological process: phosphatidylinositol phosphate biosynthetic process; protein localization to plasma membrane. The record is from RefSeq and is a predicted model, not a curated record.